AUGGAGGCGGCGGCCUCAACUGCUGUGGCGGCGGCCAAGGAGGCGGCGCUGGCCGCGUCUGCCGCGGCAUCGACGGCAGAGAAGGAGGCGGCAGUGGCGGCCGCGACUGCGAAGGAGGCGGCGGCGGCCUCAGCUGCUGCGGUGGCUGCUAAGGAUGUGGCGUUGGCCGCGUCUACUGCGGCAUCGGUUGCUGCGAACGAGGCGGAGGUGGCGGCUGUGACUGCGUCGGAGGCAGCGGCGACUGCGAAGGAGGCGGCGGUGGCGGCUUUGGCUGCUGCGUCAAAUGCGAAGGAUGCAUCAGCUAUGGCCGCGACUACAGGGGAGGUGGCGGCCGCCGCCGCCGCCGCUACGACGGCGGCAAUGCAGGCAUCCAAGAAGCGUAAGUUCCACCUUAUCUGCGACCAAGAUCAACCGGGGACUGGAAGCUCGGAUGAUGUUGAUGGGGGGAUCGCUGAUCACGUCAGCCGCCUCCCCGACGCCGUCCUCGGCAGCAUCGUGUCUCUUCUCACCACCAAAGAAGGUGUCCGCACGCAGAUCAUCUCCCUCCGGUGGCAUCCGCUCUGGCGCUCAGCUCCUCUGAACCUCGUAGUGGAUUGCAAGACCAUUGACAUGGUUCCAAAGAUCCUCUCUGUGCAUUGCGGCCCUGCACGCCGCUUCUCGAUCGAGGAAGACAAGCCCUAUACCUUUGACACGGGCGGAGGUGGCGGCUGUGACUGCGACGGAGACAGCGGCGACUGCGAAGGAGGCGGCGGUGGCGGCUUCGGCUGCUGCGUCAAAUGCGAAGGAGGCAGCGGCUGUGGCGGCGACUACAGGGGAGGUGGCGGCGGCGGCCGCCGCCGCUGCGACGGCGGCAAUGCAGGCUUUUCCAAGAAGCGUAAGUUCCACCUUAUCUGCGACCAAGAUCCACCGGGGAGUGGGAGCUGCGAUGAUGUUGAUGGGGGGAGCGUCGAUCUCAGCAAUGAUGUUGAUGGGGGGAGCGUCGAUCUCAGCGAUGAUGUUGUUGGGAGGAGCGUCGAUCUUAGCGAUGAUGUUGAUGUGGGGGUCGUCGAUCUCACUGAUGAUGUUGAUGGGGGGAGCGUCGAUCUCAGCGAUGACGUUGAUGAGGGGAGCGUCGAUCUCAUCAGCUAUUUUGAUUUGGGGAGUGCCGAUCUCAUCAGCCGCCUCCCCGACGCCGUCCUCGGCAGCAUAGUGUCUCUUCUCCCCACCAAAGAAGGCGCCCGCACGCAGAUCAUCUCCCGCCGGUGGCGUCCGCUCUGGCGUUCCGCUCCUCUGAACCUUGUAGUGGACUACAAGAUCAUUAACUUGGUUCCAAAGAUUCUCUCUGAGCAUCGUGGCCCCGCACGCCGCUUCUCAAUCGAGGACUGUUACGUCGAAGGCAGGCUUGGUCCCUAUACCCGGAGUAUCUAUAUAGAAGACUGUUAUGAUAAGGUUGAAGGCUGGCUUAGUUCCGCUGCCCUGGACAACCUAGAGGAGUUGGAGCUCACCCCCAAGUGCUCAUACGGCUACCGGGGGGAGUUGUACCUGCUGCACUCGUCGACAUACCGCUUCUCAUCCACGCUCCGCGUGGCCAAAUUCCACUGCUGCCAUUUCCCCAACUUAAUUGUGCAGCUGUCCCUGAAGUUUCCAUGCCUCAAGCAAUUGACCCUGCAAAAGGUCACCAUCUCGGAGGACCCUCUCCAGAGCUUGCUCUCUGGCUGCACUGCCUUGGAAAGCCUUGAGCUGAAGGAAAACAUGGGCACUGGUCGCCUCUGCAUCACCUCCCAAACUCUUAAGAGUUUAGGCUUUUGCGCUAACUCAAGGGAUGGUGGUCUCUUUUUGCAAGAGUUAGUCGUCAAGGAUGCCCCGUGCCUUGAGAGAUUGCUACCACUUAAUCCAAAGGGUGGCACAGCGAGCAUACGGAUAAUCUCGGCACCUAAACUGGAGAUAUUGGGUAUGCUGUCUGAAGACACAUAUGAAUUCCACCUUGGGAGUUCAGUUUUUCAGAAAAUGAUUGCUGUCAAUUUAACAACCAAAAUGCACACCAUGAGGGUUUUGGUUCUCAGCUCUGUUGGCCCUAAUCUGGAUGCAGUUGUGAACUUCCUCAAGUGCUUCCCUUGCUUGGAGAGGUUGUAUGUCAUUUUCCAGUCACCCUCAUACAAGGAUAUGAAUAAUGUCCGGAAGUAUGACCCACUGGACCCAAUUGAAUGUCUUGAGCUUCAUCUAAAAAAAGUAGUGUUGAAGAAUUAUGACGGCACCAGAGAUUCAUCUAUCAACUUUGCCAAGUUCUUUGUUCUGAAUGCAAAAGUGCUAAAGGAAAUGAAAAUCACAUUGCCUUACCACCGCCAGCAUGGAUGGUUUGCUAAUCAAUCCAGCCUGCUACGAGUCAGAAAUAGAGCUUCUCCAGAUGCUCGAAUUGAGAUGAGAUGUGGCACUAAAGAUGAUUUCACACACAACAAGCAUACCCAUGAUCUGUCAAUGGACGACCCCUUUGACUUGCCCUACGGAGGAUGCUAUAUGUGUAAAGAGAAGGGUCUAGGAGAUGGUGUAUACCAAGUUUAAUUAGAACUUGGGCUGCCAAGACCAUCAAUGGGUGGUGCUAGUCACCUUCUGAUGCUGUAAGAAAGGAUGCGGAUCUACUUGACGUAGCGACGGAAUGCUUUGUGGCCUACUCGGGAUUGUACCAGGACAAAGGGGGUGGUGUCUAAGCUCAGGCUUCAAAUCCAAACUUGCGUAAUGUAUUUUAUGUUCUAUUGCUGUUUGGCUUUUUGUAAGCUGGUUGGACCAGCAGUUACUAUAUUUAUGUAUGAUACAACUUGCUUUAGUUAAAACGGAUGGCCUCCAUGCCUUUUGUCUUAAGUUUCUUCCUUUGCGAUUCAUGAAUGCAUACAAACAGAGUGUUUGCAA
Molecule: messenger RNA, 2883 nt
Organism: Aegilops tauschii subsp. strangulata
Lineage: Eukaryota; Viridiplantae; Streptophyta; Magnoliopsida; Poales; Poaceae
Product: F-box/FBD/LRR-repeat protein At3g26920
Molecular function (GO): protein binding
Source: RefSeq, a predicted model, not a curated record